CAGUGACGGUCUGCGCGUGCUGACCGUCGUUGUCGUAUUGCUCUCGACUAUGAGUUUUUUCUGCCGUCUAGUGCCUAUAAGAUCAGCGGUCGUAACCUUUCCGCAUAACCUCAGGAGGCUUCAAUCGACAGCUUCUGUCAUCGAUGGCCCUCCAGUCACGGAAACGAACCGCGCAGAGUCGACGAUGAAACGCUUUUGGAAAGAUGUGGGUAUAGAGAAACGCAGGGAAUCCUUUACCGUAACUCUGGACAGGCGCGCACUCAAAACCCCCUCCGGCAAUACGCUGCUACUGCCUGGAAAUAAAAUGUUGAUUGCGACUCUCGUGGCUACUGAAUGGGAUAACCAGGACAAACUAUUAAAGCCUCACGCUUUGCCAAUUGAUUUGAAGGAGUCGCAGACAUCUUUGGUCUCCAGAGCAAUCGAUUCCCUUGGAGAAGAGGCUGUCCGGGAAGAGGUUUGCCAUGCUUUGCUUGAAUAUCUUGAUACCGAUACGAUAUGCUUCCACGAAGACUACCCUCCUCAACUCGUGACGCUCCAAACGAAACAUUGGGAUCCCUUGCUGGAAUGGGCACGUAACACGUUCAAGGUCGAAAUCCACAAAUUCGAGUCGAUACUGUCAAACAAGCAGCCGGAAGCAACGAAGCAGAGAUUCAUCGAAGAGUUGAAAACGUUCACUUCCUGGGAAAUGGCCGCCAUGGAACGAGCCACGUACAUAACGAAAUCGUUCUUGAUUGCGUUGGCGUUGGUUAAGCGGUUUAUCACGGUGGAGCAGGCAUCAAUAGCCGCUCGGGUCGAGGUGUCAAGCCAAAUCGAACGUUGGGGGGAGGUCGAAGACAGCCAUGAUGUUGAUUUUCACGACAUACGGCGUCAACUUGGGAGUGCAGCAUGCCUAUUAUCCCUAACCUGAUUGGGUGCGGCGGAGCAUCCUUACAAAUAGCUGGAUUUUGCGAGCAUCGGCGUAAUAGGCAUUGUGGCAGAAAUCCAGACUUGCAGUGAGACGAGCAUGCCCAACGGCUACUCGAGGGUUGCGGAUUGCAUCAACUCGUUUUCGAGGGUCGAGACGCAUAAAAUUACUUUUUGCCCCUUCUGAAUAACCAAUUGCAUCCGGACAAACCACGGAAUACGCAAAUUGAAAAAGAAAAAAGAUUCGAAGCUUUGUCGAAGACGAGUGAUGAAACGAUGAAAUGAAAUGCAGAUAGAAGGCCCCGAUCCUUACAUCAGAUGACAAUAAUGUAAUGGUUGGUAAGGGUACAUAGUAGUACGUACGCUAAUUAUUGACAACGAAUAUCAGUG
Guyanagaster necrorhizus is the source of this 1293-nucleotide messenger RNA. Its product is annotated as ATP12-domain-containing protein. The coding region runs from base 50 to 907 and encodes 285 amino acids. Lineage: Eukaryota; Fungi; Basidiomycota; Agaricomycetes; Agaricales; Physalacriaceae. Gene Ontology annotation, cellular component: mitochondrion. Gene Ontology annotation, biological process: mitochondrial proton-transporting ATP synthase complex assembly. The transcript has 6 exons. The record is from RefSeq and is a predicted model, not a curated record.